Morus notabilis is the source of this 1046-nucleotide messenger RNA. RefSeq names its product guanine nucleotide-binding protein subunit gamma 3. NCBI's taxonomy places the organism in Eukaryota, Viridiplantae, Streptophyta, Magnoliopsida, Rosales, Moraceae. The record is from RefSeq and is a predicted model, not a curated record.
CUCUCUCUGUGCGCACUGCAUUACUGCGUCGUACUAAUACUACUACUGGGUUCCUCUUGCUAUGUCCAUUUCACUUCGUUUUUCGCUGCAACAGCAAUAAGUUCUCACCUUUGAGACAAAUUUGUUUUCUUUUUUCUUUUUCUUUUCAAAAUAAAGAAAAAAGAGAAGAAGAAAAAGAAAGAAAAAUACUAAUGGCUGCCGCCGGUGCUGCUCCGGCAGGGCGGUCUUCGAACGUGCCGUCGCUGCCGCCGCCGUGUCCGAAGUCCCCACCGGCGUAUCCGGAUUUGUACGGGAAGCGCCGGGAAAUGGCCAAAGUUCAGAUGCUUGAGAGGGAGAUUGGUUUUCUUCAGGAAGAAUUGAAAUCUGCGGAGCGAAUUCAACCCUCUUCGAGAUGUUGCAAAGAGAUAACUGAAUUUGUGGUGUCAAAUCCUGAUCCUUUAAUACCAACAAAUCGGAAAAAGCGCCGUUCAUGUCGUUUCUGGAAAUGGCUCUGUCGAAUCCCGUGCUUCAACUUUUCAUGGAUUUGCUGUUGCUGCUCUCCCGGAUGCUGCUCAUGCUGCGCCAUUCACCUAGAAAUGCCGCGCUGCUGUGACUGCAACUGCAGUCCGUGCCAUUGCCUGAAGUGCUGCAGUUGCCCUUCGUGUUUCACUUGUGCGUUACCAAAGUGGUGUUGCUGCCGGAGCAGCUGCUGCUGCUGCUGCUGCUCAUGCCCCCGAUCAAAUUGCUGUAAAAACAUCUCGUGCAGCAGAAUUGCUGCAUUUUUUCCACCUGUUCACGCCCUGAUUGCUCUUCCUGCAAAUGCAAAUGCAAAUGCUCAUGCACUUGUCCUACAUGUCUAUAGGCUUUUUGAUGGUUGAGUUGAAAAACUAAAGCUACACGACAGGCCCAUGUUCGAGGCUGAUUCCCUUGUAAUGAGUGUUUCAGUAGAAAUCCAACACACAGCCCAAGGGUGUAGGGCAGAUGUUCAUGUAGUGUUUCACUUCCGUUUCUAUAUAUAGAAGGAUGCAAAAUGAAAGCCCUCUUUCGUUUCAUAUUGUCUACACCAA